This is a messenger RNA of Necator americanus (New World hookworm), 1623 nucleotides long. RefSeq lists its product as uncharacterized. The coding region runs from base 1 to 1623 and encodes 540 amino acids. The transcript is spliced from 7 exons. Gene Ontology annotation, molecular function: acyltransferase activity, transferring groups other than amino-acyl groups. Lineage: Eukaryota; Metazoa; Nematoda; Chromadorea; Rhabditida; Ancylostomatidae. The record is from RefSeq and is a predicted model, not a curated record.
AUGCGACCAGUACAUAAGCGAGUCACGAUUUUCCGACAACAUCGUUGUUACGAAGCUGGAAUACUCAACACAAGAGAACACUCCAGUUCACUGAACAUGGAAUCUGUGCGUCUCUACCGUGAAAUUUACGUCCCCACCUAUGAAAACGAGUCUUUCUGUUUGUGGACUGCUAUGGGACAAAUGAUUCCCCAAGAUUAUGUAUUGGCUAUGAUGCCAAUCAUUUUGUGGAUGUCUUUGGUUGUCUACGGCACCGUGAAUUCACGCUCAGUGCUCUCAUCGCUAAGCCUACGACGUUCGUUUAAGGAACUAACAAUGGAACGACACUCGCAGCUGGAUGUGUUGGAUGUGUUCCGAGUUGUUGCCAUUAUAUGGGUGAUGAUAAAUCAUACCGGUAGCGAAGGUCGUGUGGAUAUUCUGGAUCGCCUACCAUCAGCGGAAAAGUUCAAGACAUCCGUACAUAAUAACCCGAUCUUCGGAGCACUUCUUGGCAACUCCGCACUCGGUGUCGAGAUAUUCCUGGUGUUGUCCGGACUCCUUGGCGCUCGAUCAUGGUUGCGCAAGGCUGACCAACCAUUCUUCAAACACUACCGCGAGUUCAUUAUCAGACGAGUGCUCCGUUUGGCACCGUCGAUAAUUUUCUUCGUCUACAUCGCAUCUGGUCCUCUCACGAAACACUUCCUCCCAAGAUUCCACUCGUCUAUGAUCUCCGCCUGUGGUGUCACCGGGAUCGCAUCGCAUCUCACGUUCCUGGGCAACUGGCAGGCCACACCCACCUGCAUGGGAUACCUCUGGUACCUUGGAUUGGAUAUGCAACUGCACAUAGCUGCUCCUUUCCUUUUGCAUUUGCUCUAUAAGCGACCGUUUGUCGGAAAAAUCGCCUUUGCCGCAAUGAUUGUAGCUUCGAUGUUCAUUCGAGGCGCCUACUGUACCGCCUACGGUGUCUGUCACAAGAGUGAUGUUGAUAUACCGUUCAUCUCCUAUCCCGGUCAAGAUCCGAAAACGUUGACCAGCAUUUAUGCAGGCCUCUGGGAAAUGUACGCUCGUCCGUACACGAAAUGUGGCCCAUUUCUUCUCGGGCUGCUACUUGGCACUGCGACAACCAAGAUGAGACCGAGCCUGGAUCGCCGCAUGUCACGACUGAUCGCCACCCUCUUCUUCGUGUUGUCUGUUUGCGUCAUUUACGCGAUACUGCCGCAGUACUGGUAUGGCGACCACUUGACGCGCUACAACCUCUACUACACAGCCACCUUCCGAACAGUGUUCAGCAUCGGAGUCUGUGGAAUGAUUUUGGCGAUAGUUUCGCGUUUCGAGAGCAAAUCCUAUCCUGGAUACUGGGCGGCACUUGCUCGACUCACCUACAACACCUACCUUCUCCAUAUGCCAAUCAUCUAUCUCUUCAACUACCUACCAUACCUCCAAAAGGCCGAAGGUGCCACCGAGUUAUUGGUAGUGGUGCCGUUCGUAGCUCUGCUAAGCUUCAGCGCAGCAUCCGUGUUCUAUUUCUUCGUUGAAGCUCCCAUAGGACAUACCACAUUCUUCUGGAUUGAGAGAAUUGAUCAAAAGAUCGGGAGCAUUCUGUUCAUAUCGAAAAAUUGGCUCCAAUCUGCAUGUCUCCUUCGGUAG